UUCCGGACCUGCCCAGAUCACGAGGGGCGUUGCGCUGUUGGAAUCGCUUCCUCCAGCGGGAUCCUCCCCCGUGUAGGUGCACGAGUCCGGUGCGAUCCCUGACGCUCAGCGCGCCAGUCUCUGAGGACGAGCUGAGCCGGUUAGAGUCCCUGGAACGACCCAGGAAAAGAAAAAGGCCUCAUGUUAUAAGAGGACCACAAAGACGAACGCCUUCCUCGCUUCUCACUCCAAGGAAACCCCUACGAAAAGCCGGGAGCCACAGCCUGAAGCACAGAAGCCAAGCCCCACGCAGCUAUGCCGCGGACUCGCUCACAGCUCCGCCCCGGACGCGCCCCCCGAUGGGCGGAGGUCGUUGAGGCCACACCCCCGGCACUUGUAGCCGGGACGACUUGAGGGGGGUGGAUGGGUCCUCCUCCGGCGCGUGACCGGAAGCGCCUCGGUCUCUCUGGGUGAGGGGGGCUCCCCCUUCAUUCCAUCUCUCCCGCCCCGUCGGGUGACGUUGCGUAGGGCGGGGCCUAUGCGACAGCGGAAGCGGUCACCCAGAAGACACGAUGAGUGUUAAAGCUUUCAAGCUCGUUUCUGCUGUUGAGCGGGAGAUGUUAAUGGGAGACAGAAAUUACAUCAACAUUGAAUGCAUUGAGUGUUGUGGAAAGAACCUCUAUAUCGGAACAAAUGACUGCUUUAUCUAUCACUUUCUGUUGGAUGAAAAGAUAUCACCAGCUGGAAAAAUAACUUUUGCUGCCACCAAGCAACUGCAUAAAUACCUGGGCUUUAAGAAACCUGUGAGCGAGUUAAAAGCAGCCUCUGCCCUCACUAGGCUUCUCGUGCUUUGUGACAACACAAUAACACUAGUUAACAUGAUGAACUUGGAACCUGUCCCCACGGGCGCUAGAAUCAAAGGAGCUGUUGCGUUCACGUUAAAUGAAAACCCUGUGAGUGGGGACCCUUUCUGCGUCGAAGUUUGCAUCAUCUCGGUGAAACGACGGACCAUUCAAAUGUUCAUGGUGUUUGAAGACAGAGUCCAAAUAGUGAAGGAAGUGUUUACUCCAGAGCAACCCUGUGCUGUGGCUGUAGACGGUUAUUAUUUAUGUCUUGCCCUUACUACGCAGUAUAUCAUUUUGAAUUAUAAUACCGGCGUCUCCCAAGAUCUAUUUCCUUAUUGCAGUGAUGAAAAACGACCAAUUGUGAAAAGGAUAGGCAGACAAGAGUUUCUCUUGGCUGGCCCUGGAGGCCUAGGUAUGUUUGCAACCGUAGACGGCAUUUCCCAGCGCGCUCCUGUGCACUGGUCAGAGAACGUGAUUGGAGCGGCUUUGUGCUUUCCCUAUGUAGUUGCUCUCGAUGAUGAGUUCAUUACUGUGCACAGCAUGCUGGACCAGCAGCAAAAGCAAACCCUGCCUUUUAAAGAAGGUCACAUUCUACAGGACUUUGAAGGAAAGGUCAUUGUUGCUACUAAUAAGGGUGUGUACAUCUUGGUGCCACUACCUUUGGAAAAACAGAUCCAGGAUCUUCUAGCUAGCCACAGAGUGGAAGAAGCACUUGUCCUAGCAAAAGGAGCUCGAAGGAAUAUUCCAAAAGAGAAAUUUCAGGUAAUGUACAAACGAAUCCUGCAGCAAGCAGGUUUUAUACAGUUUGCACAGCUUCAGUUCCUUGAAGCAAAAGAACUCUUCAGAAGCGGCCAGCUUGACGUCCGGGAGCUGAUCUCUCUCUACCCCUUCCUGUUGCCUACUUCCUCUUCAUUUAUACGAUCUCAUCCCCCUCUGCAUGAGUACGCGGAUCUAAACCAGCUGACCCAAGGGGACCAGGAGAAGAUGACAAAAUGCAAACGAUUCCUCAUGAGUUAUUUGAAUGAAGUCCGCAGCACCGAGGUUGCAAAUGGCUACAAGGAAGAUAUUGACACAGCUUUACUCAAGCUGUAUGCUGAAGCAAAUCAUGAAAGCCUGCUGGAUCUGCUAGUUUCGGAGAACUUUUGUCUUUUAACAGAUAGUGCUGCCUGGCUGGAAAAACACAAAAAAUAUUUUGCCCUUGGUCUCCUGUAUCACUACAAUGGUCAAGAUGCUGCAGCACUUGAGUUAUGGGUGAAAAUAGUUGAUGGAGACAUCCAAGAUUCUACACGUUCAGAUCUCUAUGAAUAUAUAGUAGACUUCCUUACGUUCUGCUCAGACCAAGAUCUAGUGUGGAAAUACUCUGAAUGGCUUUUACAAAAAAACGAAGAGGUUGGUGUACAGAUUUUCACUAAAAGGCCUUUGGAGGAACAGGAGAAAAACAACAUCAAUCCAGAUGAUAUCAUCAAUUGCCUUAACAAAUAUCCUAAAGCACGUGUUAAAUAUCUAGAACAUCUAGUACUGGAAAGAAAAAUAGAGAAAGAAAAGUACCAUACUCAUCUAGCUGUCUUGUACUUGGAGGCAAUACUUCAGCUAAAAUCUGUGACCACAGAUGAUUGUACAGACACAGCUGAACUUCUGUUUAAGCUACGCAAUCUUCUUCAGAAAUCAGAUCUUUAUAGAAUUCACUUUAUUUUGGACAAAAUCCAGGGCACAGACCUUCAUAUGGAGAGCGCAAUUUUGUACGGAAAACUAGAAGAACACGAGAAGGCUUUGCAUAUCCUUGUCCAUGAGUUAAAGGACUUCCAGGCUGCUGAAGAAUACUGUCUAUGGAACUCUGAGAAGAGAGAGGUGCAAUACAGACGGAGGCUUUUCCAUAUGCUCCUGUCAGUGUAUCUGAACCCAGGCACUUCGAAUUGUGCACUAGUCACAGCUGCUGUGGAUCUCUUGAAUAACCACGCUACUGAAUUUGAUGCGGCUCUAGUUUUGCAGGUGGUGCCUGACAGCUGGUCAGUGCAGCUCCUCUCUCCCUUCCUGGCUGGAGCAGUGAGGCAAAGCAUUCAUACGAAAAGAAUGACUCAGGUGGCACUUGGGCUAGCACAAGCUGAAAACUUAAUCUACAAACAUGAGAAGGUUAAACAAAAAGGAGCCCCAAUUCUUCUUUCGGACAAAAACGUCUGUCAGGUGUGCCAAAACCCUUUCUGCGAGCCUGUAUUUGUAAGAUACCCCAAUGGAGGUAUGGUUCACACUCAUUGUGCUGCAGACAGACGUCUCAAUUCAAACAUGAUUCAUCACGCUUCCAGCUCCAGCAAUCAGACUUGAAAUAUGUUCCAGUCCCACGGGUUCUCAUGACUUACACCCCAUUGUGAGUGGUCUGGAAACAAACAAACAAAAAAGAACAAAGUGCAGCUACUUUAGGUAUAAAUCAAGAUUAGUCUUUGGGUUAACGGGAAGACUUCCCGUAAAUACGAAACAUUGCCACUUAUCUUUUUGAUUUCUAAUGAAUGUAGAUAAAAUCACUACCAGAAGUGGAGAGGUGCAAAUAUAGGCUUCUUCUGUAUAUAGUAAUAAAAAGUUAAAGAAAACAAGCCUUUUCUUCACAGUAAGGAUGAAUGUUAUGGAGACGAGGCAGACAGUUAUUUGAAGAAACGUCACUUUGCACUGAAUGCGGUGUUGAUGAAUUUGUAGAGGUGGAGAUGGCAUCUCUUGGGAGUUGCACCCCUUGGAACAUUACAUGAAAAGACUGGCAUCAUGCAGCUUACUAUCAAGACAAAAAUGUUCAUUGGUUGUAAUGUUUGCUGCAGCAUGUCUUCUACUGGGCUGAAUUCUCUCCCCCAUGACCACAGUAUGAACUUGAUUUUUGCUCCACAAAUUGUUGGCUUUUCAUGCACUUUUUAGUACUCCUCCCUCUCCUUCUCAUCUGCUAUACAGAAUUUAAAUGUCAGCACUGGUCCAUUACGUUUCCACUCAGAUUUUCUGCAAUAAACUGGGUGGAAAUUGAUGGCCUCAGUCACACAGCUGUGCUUGGAAGGGAAAAAAAAACCACCAUCAAGUUGAAUUAUCUGGUCAGACUGUAGUCACUUUUAUAUGGGUGAAGAGAUCUUAACUUUAAUAUUGAUUUAUUUAUUAAUAUGCAAAUUUACUGUACAUACAGUUGAAUAAAUUGAUCUUAUACCAUUCUAGAGUUUCUUUGGAGGAUAAAGAUGUAGCUGAUACAUAAGCGUACAGAUUGUGUGCUAAAUGUUUGCUAUAACCUAACUUAGGCAGAUUGGAACUCCACAGGAAGAAGUUUUAGUACUUGUGGAUGAUGCUAUGCAGUCAAAGUCAUGGGAGGGAAAAAAGGUAUCAUUGGGAAGAAAUCUACGAAGGUGUACUACAGGGAUACUGGAUUUGUUACAUUCUGCAAAACCAUCCUGUAAGCUAAAGUUUUUCAAAUAACAGCAGAACCCCUUUGUUUAACUGCCCUGGUAAGUAUCCAUGUUACUACUUUAACAUUUUAAAGCAAUCUACUUAAAAGAGGCAACUUCUCACAGGAGAGAUUUGAAAAUAAUGACUUCAAAUAAAUGUUUGGUAUUUCAAAGUCAAAGCAUUUCUUUUAAUUCUGUAAAGCUGUAAUAAAUACCAAGCUUACUGGCUGGCAUGCAAUUGAGUUAGUAUGGCUCCUUGUUUCAGCAUUCCACAUCAGAUUUGAGAUUUUUUCAGCAAAAUGGUAUCUCUGGAUGGUGUCUUCCAGAUGUAGCCUCAGCCCAAGCCUCCUGUUACAGAAAGGCUGACUUACAAAACAGCCUGGUGAGCAUAGUGCUGCCUCCAGGAGGAGACAGCUAGACUACAUCCAGGAGGGAAAAAUACCCAUCAAUUUCUUUGUAUUUAAAGCAAAAGACCUUCAGAUCUUUCUUUUUCCUGAGUUAGAAAAAUGUAGCUGUUGGUUUGGGUUUUUAAAAAAUAAAAUCCAAGUAAGGAGUUCUGUAGCACUUUCUGCUAAGACAUGUAGGGCAUGUUUAGUGAAAGGCACCUUCAAAGAAGACAAGCAUGGGCAUUUCUGAUUUAGUUCUGGCAUGAGUGUUCUCCUGUGGCACUGGUAUGAGCAGAUUACCUUGUAUUCCUGGUUUUCAAACAUGAUAUAUUCAACUGCCAGUGAUGACACAGACAAAUCUGUAGUCUUCCGUCCUCAAAAUGAUAGUGAACAAGUAAUUUUACAAAGAUCUGAUAAGCCUUUUGUGUUACGGUAGUGUAAGAUUCAUAAGAAAUAACUUUGUUUUGCUGCAAGCAUCCUCAGUAUGCUCUGUGUUCCCACCUAACCAGGAGGAACUGAAAGAAGGAGCACUCUUUGUGAUGAAGGUCUGUUUCUAGCCACUAGGAAGUGAUCAUCUUAGUCUUGGAAACUAGUGUUGCAAGGACAGGAGAUCAUACCCUUCCAAACCACAAGGAAGUUCUCAGUUGUUAUUGCAUGAAAAGAUGUGUCUGUAAAAGAUUAAACAAUUCUUUAUUAAUAUCUGGUAUUUUUUUCCGGAUUUGUACUUGACUAAAAUGCACAGUAACAGUUGUAAAUACAGAAUAACUACAGAAACCAGAGUAAUGCACAGUAGCCUAUAUGCAAUCAUUGGUGACAAAAAGGGGGAUUAAUAUUAAUGUUGGGGAAUACUGUGACAAAAAGGGGGAUUAAUAUUAAUGUUGGGGGAUGCUGUUGUUUUUAGUCCCUUUCAGAAUCUUGGACUAAAAAAAUAAGGACAUUUGAUCCAUAAAUCAUUACUUGUUUCUUUGUUGAACUUUAUGCUAGAACUAAUUUGGAUGAAUUAAUGUGGAAGCCCAAUGGUAACAAAAAGGAAAAGCAAGAAAACCAACAUGAGGCUGAGGUAGAGCGAGAGCUCAGCAGGGAAGUGGCAGGUGAAGGGUGUUUUUCCGCUGUGAAUACCGUGGUUGAGCAAUUGGGAUAAUGCUUGAGCAGAGGAGAGCGAGAGCUGGCCUGUGUGCAAAUGGUGGCUAGUAUUCUGUGCUGUAUCACGAGGAAGCUUAUGAAUUCCAUGUUUAGAUCGCCUUAGGCAGGACAACUACAAGACCUCGUGGGACAGAGGCACGUUGGAGAACCUCUUGGCACAUUGGAAAACCAGAGUUUAUUCUGCCUUUUCUUUUGGCACUGUCAGUUUGCUCACUCUUUGUUUAUGUGGCCAAAGUCCUGGGACAGCAUUGCCACUGUGGUAAGUUCUUUUGGUUUGGCUGCAGCAGUGAGGAGAAACUGAAUGGUAACUGAUUAUUAAUUGCUGAUUGGAUAUGUGAAGGAAUAGAGGCAGGAAAGGGGAACAUUUAUUUGACUGUCUUAUUAAAUGGGAGUUUAAGCUUGAUGCACUGUUUUUCUCUCCUGUUAGGGAAUGUGAUGUCUUAGACCUGCCCUUGGAGAGAUGAGAUGCUGCCAGAAUAUUUCCUAAUUUAGCUCUUGGUAAAUUAUUUGUGUUUGUAGUUCAUCUCUCUCACUUCUUAUUUUUUCUCAUGAGUCUCUUCCAACUUUGUGAAAACCAAAACAGUAGUGCAGAUCUUUUUUGUUUUCCUAAUAUGACAGUAUAUCCGUGAUUCCGGACACAAUAAACAGAUGCUUUUGCAGAUAUGGAGGCACAUUUGCUUAACAUUUAGCUUCUAAUUACAGAAAUAUUACAGCUCUGAUUUUUUUUUAAGCCAUCCUCUCUUACAGUCACUGAUAUAUACAAAAACACUCUUUAAACCCUUUCUUACUCUUUCAUAUCUCCAUACUUCCUCACAUAAAAAUGACCUGUGCCGUGUGUGUGUCAUUAUAUGUGGGUUUUCCACUCUCUUAAGUCAAAAAGACAGGAAAAAUACUAAUGAGAAGAAAAUGCCUAGAAUCUGAUAGUCUGCUUAAGAUUAAUGGCUGUAUACUUCUGAGAAAGGAAUUUGGUUAGAUCUUCGUUUCUAUUAUUUAAAGGGAUAGGUUAUCUGUCACAUUGAUAAUAUUGCAAGAUCACUGGUCUCAAAGGCUGGAGUGAAGAAGCAAUUGGAUUUUGUUAGACAGUGCACCACAGGUGCUUGGGAACUGACUUCUUUGGGCAGCCUGGACUGUGGUGGCCCAGAUGUGCAUGAGAGCUUGGUUUCCAAUCAGACCUUCUCUCUUUGCUUCCCCUGCUCCCAAUCUCCAAAACCUUUCCAACCUUUAUUACCUGGUUAAUGCCACUCUUCUAGCACUUCAAAGACGUGGGUGUAAACCUUGAGAGUGCUGGGUGGACUCUUGAGCAUGUGUCUUUGUUCAACAAAACGUCACUUUUACUACAUCAGCUACAUGAAACCCUGAUACCGUCAGUUGUGGGAAGGCGGUGGCAGAAAUGGAGUGUGAAUAUGUUUUCCGGGACCUUUGUUACAUGUUUGAACACACAAACGUUAUCCAGACUGUGCUGAAUCUUUAUAACAACAUCUGUUCUUUGUAGGGCUGCUAGCCUGAAUUGGUGUUUAAAAGUAAUUUAGUUUAUACAGUUGUAGCAAGACGAAACUUUUUCCUUUUAAUACUCUUCCCAAGUUCCUACGGUCUCUAUUCAGCAUAGCUCUAAGUGUUUUAAUAACAUCCUGCUGUCAGGAUAGGCAGCAGCUAAUCCAUUUUCAUUGUGAGCUCUUCUCCUAUUGCCUGUAUUUACUAAUUAAUUUUUCUCUUGCUGUACAACACUUGGGGGCUUACGCCUUCUCUGAACACUGGUAAUUAAAUGUGCUGCUACUAUGAAAGGGAAAAGAAGAAAAGAAGUUAAUGACAUUCUGUAAUGUCUGAUUGAUGACAAAACUGAAGUUCCCCUGCAGUAAAUUUGUUCAGAUGGGAAUCUGUACCGUUAGUGCUUUCUGUCUUAAUGAUUUUGUUGGUGAACAUAUACAUCAGUAUAUGGAAUGUACAAAUGUAUAAAUA
Messenger RNA from Colius striatus (speckled mousebird), 7713 nucleotides. RefSeq names its product transforming growth factor beta receptor associated protein 1 (gene TGFBRAP1). Gene Ontology annotation, biological process: vesicle-mediated transport; endosomal vesicle fusion; intracellular protein transport. The transcript has 12 exons. Gene Ontology annotation, cellular component: membrane; cytoplasm. Bases 552 to 3143 code for a protein of 863 amino acids. The record is from RefSeq and is a predicted model, not a curated record. NCBI's taxonomy places the organism in Eukaryota, Metazoa, Chordata, Aves, Coliiformes, Coliidae.